Setaria italica (foxtail millet) is the source of this 3183-nucleotide messenger RNA. RefSeq names its product disease resistance protein RPP13. Gene Ontology annotation, biological process: defense response to other organism. Gene Ontology annotation, molecular function: ADP binding. The record is from RefSeq and is a predicted model, not a curated record. The transcript has 2 exons. The coding region runs from base 26 to 2893 and encodes 955 amino acids. NCBI's taxonomy places the organism in Eukaryota, Viridiplantae, Streptophyta, Magnoliopsida, Poales, Poaceae.
UUCCUUGAACCAAGAGAGGGCUAGCAUGGAGACCGCGGCACAGUCCCUCGUGGGCAAUGUUGGGCAGCUGCUGAGUGAAGAGUACCGGCUGCUCUCCAGCGUCGGCGGCGAGGUCACCGAGCUGCGCGACGACCUGGCCACCAUGAACGCCCUCCUCCGCAUGCAGUCCGAGGCCGACGAGGCCGCCGUGGACCACUUCGUCCGGGAGUGGAUGAAGCAGCUGCGCGAGCUCGCCUACGACGCCGAGGACAGCGUCAGCCUCUACAAGCUCCGCGUCAAGUGCCGCCAUGGAGACAACAUGUGGUUCAAGCUGAUGCACCUGGUGAGGACGCUCAUCCAGCGCCGCCGCCUCGCCGGCGAGAUCAGCGCCAUCCGCACCCGCGCCAUCACCAUCAGCGAGCGCCACGCGCGGUUCGGCGUCAACCGCGACGCGCUGCGCCGCUCCGCCUCUUUUGCUCCCGCGGUAGGGGUGCGGACCACGCCUGCGCUCCCCGCCAGCAACGGCCAAGAUCACAGCCGCCAGUUCGUCGACAUCGGGGACCAGGCUAGAACCCUAGCCGAGCGGCUGAAGGAGGACGAGGACUCCUUCAAGGUGUUCUCCGUCGUUGGCUUUGGGGGCGUCGGCAAGACUACCCUGACCGUGGAGGUCUGCCGGCAGCUGCAGGCAGAGUUUCCGUACCAAGCCAUGGUGCCUGUCUCUCAAGCGUUCGAGGCCACAAGGGAUCUCGAGAAGCUGCUGAACAGCAUUCUUCAGCAGGUCGUCAAGCCCCAAACGGACCGUGUGAAAGAGGUCCUGGAAGAGGCGACCGUUAAAAUCGACGACUUGGGACUCUAUCUCUCCGACAAGAGGUACCUCAUCGUGAUCGAUGAUGUAUGGACCAUACAUGCAUGGGAGGCAAUUCAAUUCAAGUUGGUAGAAGUACCGAACAAUUGCGGCGGUCGAAUCAUCGUGACCACCCGGAUAGAGACUGUCGCCGAUGCUUGCAGUUCUGCUAGUGUUACCGGACACUACACCUAUCAUAUGAAAGCCCUUGAGUUCGAGGAUGCCAAGAAGCUAUUCCUCGUCAAAACAUUUGGCAAGAUGGAUGCUGAUUAUCCUAAAGAGCUCAAGGUUGUAAUGGGCAACAUUUUAAAAAAAUGUGGCGGGAUGCCAUUGGCCAUUGUUAGUGUUGCUAACAUUUUGGCAGGGUACAGAUCAACGGGAAGCAAAGAAAAGUGGGAAACAGUAUGCAAAUUAAUUGGAUCGUCUCAGAUGGAGAGCAACCCUACACUUGAAGGGAUGAGGCAUAUAGUCGCACUGAGCUACAACCACUUGCCGCAUGAGCUCAAGGAGUGCAUGAUGUAUCUUAGCAUCUUCCCAGAAGAUUAUGAGGUCAACAAGAAACGGCUCCUGAGCAGGUGGAUUGCUGAAGGAUUGAUUCCGGAGAAGCGAGGCUGGACUCUUAUGGAGGUUGCAGAAUCCUGCUUGAAUGAGCUACUGAGGAGGAACAUGGUAGUGCCACGUAUUGGGCGUGGUGGGGAUGUGAAGUCAUGCCAGGUGCAUGACGUGCUUCUUGAGGUCAUGGUGUCCAAGUCCCUGGAGUCUAACUUUGUUAGCCUGUUAGGAGGGCAGUAUACAGGGAUGUCAUAUGACAGGAUCCGUCGCCUCUCCAUCCAAGGGGACGAUAGAAAGCCCGGCGAGCAGCAAGGACCUACCGACUCUGAGCCCAAGAAAAAGAAGAUGGGACGUCGUAACUCGAGGCAUGCUCUCCAGGGCAUGGAUGUGGUCCAUGUUCGAUCGUUGAGCAUGUUUCAGGUCGGAGCAGGAAACAGUAAUAAGCUGCUGGAUCACCUAGACAAGUUCACCUUGCUGAGGGUACUCGACCUGGAAGAUUGUGAGGGCCUAACAAAUGAUCAUAUGAAAUAUAUUUGCAGGUUGUACCUUCUCAAGUUCUUGAGCUUGAAGGGUACAGGCAUCAGCCAGGUGCCACCUCAAGUCGACAAGAUAGAGCAUCUGCAGACAUUUGAUGUACAGGACACCCGGCUUAAAGGGCUACCAAAGUCUGUGACCAACCUGGAGAAGCUCGAGCGUCUGCAGUUCUCCAGCAAGCAUGGGUGGGACGUUAUGUGGAGGCUGCCCCAGGGGCUCAGCAAGAUGAAGGGGCUACGUGAGCUGGACCAUGCAAUCCUCGAAAAUGACAUCGAGGUUGCCAAGGAGAUAGGUAAACUAGAGCAACUUCAAUAUCUCACUAUCUACAUCGACUCCUACAGCAUCGAUAACGCGGAGGUUCUCGAAUGCUUUGCAAAAUCCUUGAGUGAUCUGCACUCCCUCCGGUCUCUCCACAUAGGAGCCCUGGGUUGGACCAGCAUUAUGCAGUUUCUUCAUGAGCUCCCCACGCCGCCACGGCUUCUCCGGUACCUUGGGAUGCAAGGUGAAAUUGGUGGGCGGCUGCCCCACUGGAUAGGGUCACUCACAUACCUUAUUGAGAUUUGUAUUUGCUGGGCACGGCUUGAUGGUGACGAGCCAUUCGGCGUACUAUGUAAGCUGCCUAACCUGAAGAGCAUCUCUUUGAAUGCGAAGUACUACACUGGCGAAAAACUGAUUGCCAGCACCGGACACAACUUUCCGGCACUCGUCGACCUGUGUAUGUCCCCAUAUUGGUCUGAUGACCCAUUUCCUAAAGUUUUCAAGAUUGAGGCAGGAGCCAUGCCAAAGCUUGAGACCCUUAAAUUUGACUUCGAGACCUAUGAGAAGAGCAUCGUGGGCAUCGACCAUUUGACCAACCUGAGAGAGGUAGAGGUCACAACUGACAAGAGCAACUCUUCAGCAAGCCGUGCUCUGGAGCAGCUGAAGGCCGAGCGUGCGAGCCGCCCAGAGUCCAAACAGUUUCAAAUUGCAGUGAAAUAUCACUGAUCGGUUUCCACUGUCUUCGGUAUGUCAAGCUUUAUCGCCAAGUGUUUUUCCAAGGCUGCACAAUUGCACGUGUUUUCUUUUCAGUGUAUUUUCGAAUUUCAUCUUCAUUCAUCUAUCACAUUGUUGCAUAAGGCCUGAGCCGUGCUGCGUUCACGACGAGGCCAAAGGUUUAUUAGCUCGCCACGACGUGUGAACGCGUGGGAUGGCACGAGUUGAACACGCCAUGGCGAGAGGAUCGGGCAACAGCCCAUGUACCGCAUGUUCCGUGUUUUUAUAUAUACGAAAGAAAA